AUGGCCGAUACUGCUAACACCCAUCAUGAGAACGUCGUGCAGCUCAGCAAAGCGGUGUCCGCGGGGGUUCAGAGGAGCCUCGGCGGUAUGAGCAUACCUGAUAUACGAGUUGCGGGAGAGCUUACGACGGCUGUAGUCAUGCUCAGGUCCGCUCUGAAUGCUGCUGUGCCUUUCCACCGCUUGCCCCCCGAGAUCAUGAAGGCGAUAUUCUGGCUCGUGCCCACGAUGCAAUACCAUCUCGUUGGUCGUAACAGCCAAUCCCACAUCGUGGAUAUCUGGGAGCGCCGCCACUACGCACGCAUGAACGAGCUGUUCACGCUCAUGCUUGUGUGCCGCCAUUGGAGGGAUAUCGUGGCAGCGAUCCCGUCCUUCUGGAACACCAUCAAUCAGGCACACCAAUCAAGCCGGACGACGUUCCUAGAGCGGUCACGGGAAUACGCGCGGCUUGUAGCGAUAUACCAUUGCAACAUAACGGCUACUACCGCGCAGGAAUACCUCGGGUUCCUCGCGCCAGCCCUUGAAGUUCUGGACUUAUCGAAUAGCUGGUUCUUCGGACGCCGGAUUCUCGGCGAGUCUGUACAGACGAUCCAGCUCUUCCGCGGACACACUCCUCGUCUGCGCCAGCUCAAUCUCCAUCAUGUACACUGGUUCCCCGAACUACAGGUGUCGGCGCUGACCCAUCUGUCGGUAGACAUGUGUCGGUGGGACGAUUUCUUGGCCAAAGUAAUGGGAAUCAUAGCGUCUGCACCUGGUCUCAUCGACCUGGUGCUCAGCGCGGUCUCGAGCACCACACCCGACGUCGAAACCCUGAACACGUCGUAUCCUGACUACUCCGUGUCCUUGCCAUAUCUUCAGAGGCUCCAUUUGCGCUACGUCGUCACCGAAGAGGCCGCCCUCGACGCGCACCACUUCACGGCGAACGUGCUGCCUACUCUGACCAACCUCCCAGUGACGAAGACGGUCACCCGCGCAUCCAUCGCGAUGAUGCCUGUCGUCAACGACCACCAUUUCAUGAUGGCGCAGCUCACGGGGGUGAGCGACGUAGCCGGCAUCCUCUGCACUCCCGUAGGGCUCCGCAGCGACCUCGCCCCGGUGGCCUCUAUCCUUCCCGCACAACAGCUCCGCGAGCUCUGGCUGAUGUUGGUUCCGACCCACGAAAUCGUGAUUAUGGCCGGUGGGGACCCAGAUUUCUUCCCUGCCUUCGUACUGGACCCCGACGCGCUGCGGGAGACUUUGAGGCCCAUGGCGGCGCUCGAGACGCUCGUGGUGUGGAGCACUGUCCUGCCGAGCGUCGUUGAGGCACUGGUGGACCACGGCGCGAGGGCGUCCCGGCCGUUGUGUCCCAAACUGUCCUGCGUGCGCGUCGUGUUAACCCGCAGUACACCGGCACCGCAGGCAGAGGAAGCCGUCUCACUGCUCGAUGCGCAGCAAGACAUCUUGCGCUUGGCCCGCGUGCAGAUCAACUAUCUCCCGAAGUACGCAGGCGAGAAGGUCGAGAGGACGGAGUUCGACCACCACUUCCCCUCGAUCGAGUACGUUACGCUGGACCACACGCCCACCAUGGAGAUGCCGCCCGUGUGCAUGCACGAGGCACACGCCCGGUGGACAGGGUGGAAGGUUGACGACGACGGAGUGCAGAUCAGAGAGGACGGGGAGCUCCGCGAGGACAUGUACAAGUCAUGA
This is a messenger RNA of Fomitopsis serialis, 1683 nucleotides long. RefSeq lists its product as uncharacterized. Gene Ontology annotation, molecular function: protein binding. NCBI's taxonomy places the organism in Eukaryota, Fungi, Basidiomycota, Agaricomycetes, Polyporales, Fomitopsidaceae. Bases 1 to 1683 code for a protein of 560 amino acids. The record is from RefSeq and is a predicted model, not a curated record. The transcript has 5 exons.